AAUACGAACCCAAUGUAUGCCUCCCUUCACUCGUACAGUACAUACUUAGUGAGCGUCCCAUCGCUGUACAUGUAAUCCAAUUGUUGACAAUUUGUUAUCAACUAAUCAAUGGUUUGUUUGAUUUACCACUAAAUCCUAUACAUUUGGUCUCAAGUCAUAUGAUAAUCCGAUUAACAGCUGAAGAGAUGAGAUAUUGAUUGAUAUAAUAAUCAUUAGUCUGAAUGCAAACACAAUUUGUGUGACUUUUGGGGCGUUUUUGGGAUAAUUUUGCCAAAACUAUCACUUGUUAUCACAAAAUACUACAUCAUAUUAGGACACAACUGAUCCAAUAAUAACCAUCGAUGGCGUGGUCCAAAUAUCAGGUGUUUUUAGCCAUUCUUAUGGUGAUCACGGGAUCUAUCAAUACAUUGGCCACAAAAUGGGCUGAUAUAUCACUAUCAAUGGGAAGGGAUGGCACAGUGAGACCCUUUAACCACCCGUUCCUUCAGGCGGUGGCCAUGUUUUUGGGAGAGAUGUCGUGUCUGUUGGCCUACAAGUUGUUGUAUUUGUAUUACAAGCGGAAGGAUUAUACGGAUGACCAGUUGCCGCCGUCCAUCAGUGGUUCCCGUGGCUUCAAUCCAUUGAUAUUCCUGCCGCCAGCCCUGUGCGACAUGACGGCCACCUCUUUGAUGUACAUCGGACUCAACCUCACGUAUGCCUCCAGUUUCCAGAUGUUGAGGGGGGCCCUCAUUAUCUUCACCGGUCUUCUGUCCGUCGCUUUCCUCAACAGACAAUUAAAGCGUUACGAAUGGUUGGGUAUAUUCUUCGUCAUGUCUGGCCUCUUGAUCGUCGGCACAAGUGAUAUGAUAUUUGGUGCAAACAGUUCAUCGAUAGGUCGAAACAAUGUCAUCACUGGUGACCUCUUGAUAAUAAUGGCACAAAUCAUAACCGCCACCCAAAUGGUUAUCGAAGAGAAGUUCGUUUCGGGGCAUAACGUGUCGCCCCUACAGGCGGUCGGUUGGGAGGGACUGUUUGGCGCCUGUAUUUUGUCGACUCUAUUGAUUCCCAUGUAUUUCAUACCGACCGGUAAUUUCGUGUUUAAGAACCCGUACGGACAGAUGGAGGACGCCAUCGACGGCGUCUACCAAAUGGCACACUCAUGGCAGGUGUCCUUCGCACUCAUCGGCACAAUUAUCAGUAUAUCGUUCUUCAACUUCGCGGGCAUUAGUGUAACGAAACAAAUCUCUGCCACCACUCGGACGGUGUUGGACUCGAUCCGCACUUUUGUUAUUUGGAUAUUCAGUCUAUCGAUCGGUUGGGAGACGUUCUCUCAAAGGACUUUCAUCCAAGUGACCGGAUUCACGGUUUUAAUGAUCGGAAUGUUUUUAUACAACAAUGUCUUCAUUCGCCCCUUCCUUAUAAGACGCGGUCUCAUCAGAUCCGAUGAUUCCGAUGAAAGUGAUAUCAGUCCUAUCCUUAGAGGCGAUGACACGCCAGUCAUUCCCACUAUGAAUAACCCAUCGCUGCAGAGGAAUGACUCAAUUUACAGUUAAUCUCUUUACCAGUUCUGUAUAUUAAGUUAUAUUUUAUUGUCAUAAUCGACACAAACGAAUGUAAACGAG
Molecule: messenger RNA, 1601 nt
Organism: Oppiella nova
Lineage: Eukaryota; Metazoa; Arthropoda; Arachnida; Sarcoptiformes; Oppiidae
Source: the annotation of a GenBank genome assembly